Messenger RNA from Entamoeba invadens IP1, 1230 nucleotides. RefSeq lists its product as hypothetical. Gene Ontology annotation, biological process: regulation of GTPase activity. The transcript is spliced from 2 exons. The coding region runs from base 1 to 1230 and encodes 409 amino acids. NCBI's taxonomy places the organism in Eukaryota, Evosea, Mastigamoebida, Endamoebidae. The record is from RefSeq and is a predicted model, not a curated record.
AUGGCAGUCAAAAUAUUACCACGUUCUACUUUUACAAAUUCACUUAUUAUUACAGAGUCGUCAUUCUCUAAUAUACCAACUCCAGACUCUACUUCACAACACUCGUCAUUCUCUAAAUACUCUCUUCCUUCAUCAAAAUUUACUUCUUCACCACCUGUGCAUACUCCAAUCUACUUCUCUCCCCCUUUCUCUCGAUCAACAUCGUCAAGAGUAAUAACAAACUCAAAAGGAUCGACAGAGGAAUUAUUCAGAAAGGCGUUCUUUUACUCCAACACUUUGCUUUAUGCGUAUUCUGAUGCUUUGCUCAAACAUGACGUGGUCGAGUCUCAAGUCAAUGCCCUUGUUGAUUACUAUGCGUCGCGCGGGAAGAUCAAUCAGUUGAUCAUCGAGAUGGCCAAACGGGAGAUCGACUCGACAUGCAAACACAACUUCUUGUUUCGAGGAAACUCUCCUUUUACACGUGUUUACAGUGCUUAUUUGAAGAAAUACUGUGUUGAUUUAUUAAAUGCGACUUCGGUCAGUCUUCUCAAUUUCUAUGAAGUCGAAAUAGUGACUGAUCGACUUCAGAAUGGGAGUAAAGCAGAGAUUGAGUUAACGAAGACACAAUUAGUUGAAGGGUUUAGUCAACUUGUCUUUGAUAAUUUGACACGAAUUCCCUUUCACCUUCGCUGUGUUUUGCGUUCUAUUUAUCAUCGAGUGACUGAGAAACGUUCGGCAAUAGAAGCUAGAAAUGCCGUCUCGACACUUUUCUUCUUAAGAUUCUUGUUAACGCCAUUUACAGCACACUCGGAGAUUCUUAAAAUCCUCCAAAUGGAAGUGAACAAAGUCUUCAUCCAAAGAGAAGGAAUCGAACCAAACAAAAAUCUGAAAAUGGCGAUAGAUGGCUUAAUGAUGAUCAUCUUGUCUUCACCAAUAGGGUUUGACGCAGGUCUUGUCUCGUCUAAAUUACAAGAAGCGUCUCUCCUCAAGAUCGUUGAUACUGUCAAGAUGGAGAUGAAGAAAAUUAACAACAAUUUCGACGGAGACUUCAGCGACAUCUUUACAGCUGUCAAAGGGCGGUGUGAUCCUUGUUUGACUCAAAACGUCAAUUUUGCUGUCUCCGAGUUUAUGACUUGGGUCGAAGACGAGGAGCGACUGUCUGUCGAGCUUAACACAAGUCUUCGUACUGAAGUCGAGAAGCUCAAAAGAGUAAAUCAGUUCCUUCGAAGCAAGCUCAACAUGCUUCAAUAA